AUGUCUGCCCCCGAUUUACAUAACUCUCUAUUGCGACCGCCGAUCCUCCAAAUCCUCCGUGCUGCCGGCUUUCAUUCCGCUCGCCCUGCGGUCAUCGAUACUCUUACCGACAUAGCGGCUCGAUACCUGUUUCUCCUCUCCUCAUCGACCGUUGAUCAUGCGCUCAACAACCAUAGCGAAGAGCCGGUACCAAAUUUUGAUGACAUCCUGAUGGCCCUGGAUGAUGCCGGCGCCCUACGACCGCAAAAGACCCGGCUGGAAGAAAACCUGGAUGGCAUUGAAGAUAUGAGGGGCUUGGAGUCGUUCCUGCGCUGGUUUAAUGGCCCGGUCAAUACCCAAAUCAGGCGGAUCGCUGGGUUUGUUCCCAGCGAAGGUGAUGUUGUUGAGGCAGAGACCGAAGAUUAUUUGACCGCACUAAAAAAGAGACACAGCAAGACUGGCGAAGAGUCCAGAUUUCAAGGCACCCUGUUGGGAAAGGAUGUAGACGAUAGACCAGUCGUUAUUGCAGGGGGUGUGGAGUCCAUAAAGGCGUGGCGAAGUAAGGUCAAGUCUAGGGAGGCCAGUAUGGUGCCAACAUCUACAACAAUCAGCAGUAUUUCUUCAACGCGGCGCUGUCUUAUCGGCCAUCUUGGGGUGCUUACGUUCACAUUUGAUAUGAAUAUUGUCAUCUUCAUACCCCACUUUGUAUUUAGUCAAGCCAUUUUGAUUGAAAACGCUGGUGACACCACCAGACUUGGUCUUGGGACACGCGAGGUCUUCGAGCCGUUGACGAUGGUGUUCUGCUUCUCGCUUCCUACCACCUCGCAUCUGUCAUUUCAGUCUUACCUCACAUCUGCAUCCCACCCCUCUUUGCCCUCCUGCUCCUCCACGGCUCGCCACGCACUACGUGUUGCAUUGAAGACGUACAAGGCCCUUCCGCCUCCACAACGUACGGCACAUCUCUCGCUCAUUCUUGCCGCGCUGAAUGAAUACCUUCCGUACCUGUUUGCACUCUCUCGCGGCAUAUCUUCCAGCCCUGCGGCCGAUGAUGAGGUCAUCGACGUUGCCCUGCAGGCGGAGAUUGAAGUGGAAUGGCGCGGGACGAUAAGCUCUGCCGCGUCGGCGCUACGUCUGCUGCAUCGGGGAGGACGAGACCAGCGUAUAAAGGGCUAUGGUUUGGAUUUUGAAAUUGCAUUCGUCCUCACGACGCUGGGCUAUGUUCUAUCAGAUAUGGCAAGAACCAGGAUCCUUAGCACGCUCUAUGCGAAUACUACCCCAACGGUAGACCAGAAGACUGCGGCUGUAAAUGCUGCGACAAAGCAUUUACUUGCGGCAAGCAGUGUGCAUUCAUAUCUCGCCUCGUCUGGCUCAUCGUCCCAGGGGCAUGAUUCCAAUAUGGCGCCGGACUUGGACUCUUCAACGCAGUCUGCUCUGUCGUCAUUAGCUAUGGCCGAAGCGACGUUGCUCGCUGUGUUGAAAGAUGAUGCGUAUUUGUCUGCCUGUAUCCAGGCGCGCAAUCGAAAUGACACCGAGUGGAUGAUCAAAGCUCCGGAUUUGCCAAAGGUUCGGACUCUUUUGUUCGCCCGACUUUGUGUUCGAGCAGCAGAAUAUGCGGAACAGGCCGCUGCCAGUGCUGGGGCUGUGAAAAGUGGGGGGAAGGCUACGGACUCGACGAGUCUAGAUAACAGGUAUUUGGAUGAACAUCUCAUCGAUUACAUGAGCGUUCUGGCCAAGGUGGCUAGGGCGAAGGCGUGCCGGUUCUUUGGAAUAGAUGCAGAAAUGAGCGGCAAGACAGGCGAAGGGAUUGCAUGGUUAAGGGCCGGCAAGUCAGCAUUGGGAGUUAGGGGCUCCUUAGAGGGGGAUGAGGGGGGCUCUGGGUCAAAGAGCAGGGGCAGUCUGGGAUUUUCCAAAUUGAAAAGACAAUGGAGUGAAAGAAGGGAGGAGAAAAAGCUUGAAGAGACAGCUACAGCGAAAAAGGGGGAGCAAGCUUCCGGUCUUGACUGGGGUGAUGACGCUGGAAGAGAAGAGGAAAUCAAAGUUCUUGAAAUGUUAGAGGCCAGGUGGAUGAAAAUGAACGACACUGUGAACACACAAUUCAUACCAUCUUCAACAUCUUACUUGUCCAGCCUACCAUCCGGGAGAGACAUCCACACCCCUCCCAGCCCUUACGUUCCUCCAAAGCUAGAUUCAGAUCAAAUUAUGAGAUUACGUGGCCCUCCUGAUAGCCCAGAGCCCACAAAUGAGGAUGAAAGUAGCGAUUCAGAAAAGGAAACGCCUCAUGAUACCUUUUUGGGCCAACGUCGUGGGUAUUUUUAG
Ophidiomyces ophidiicola is the source of this 2295-nucleotide messenger RNA. RefSeq lists its product as uncharacterized. The coding region runs from base 1 to 2295 and encodes 764 amino acids. Gene Ontology annotation, biological process: cellular response to pH. Gene Ontology annotation, molecular function: protein heterodimerization activity. NCBI's taxonomy places the organism in Eukaryota, Fungi, Ascomycota, Eurotiomycetes, Onygenales, Onygenaceae. The record is from RefSeq and is a predicted model, not a curated record. The transcript has 6 exons. Gene Ontology annotation, cellular component: plasma membrane.